This is a messenger RNA of Perca flavescens (yellow perch), 7167 nucleotides long. It is a transcript of the gene stab2, whose product is annotated as stabilin 2. Gene Ontology annotation, biological process: cell adhesion. NCBI's taxonomy places the organism in Eukaryota, Metazoa, Chordata, Actinopteri, Perciformes, Percidae. Gene Ontology annotation, molecular function: hyaluronic acid binding; calcium ion binding. The record is from RefSeq and is a predicted model, not a curated record.
AUGGAGUCGAGUCGGAGUCUGAAGCUGCCGCUGGUCUCUCUGAUGAUGAUGACGACGAUGGUGAUGACGAUGAUGGUGAUGAAGAUCUCUGCUGCAUCACAACAGAACUUCUGCUCCAACUCCACCGUGUUGAGGACUCGGACGGCGUGCCACUCGUGCAACAUCGGCGCGCUGAUGUUGUGUCCCUCCGGAUACAGACGCACGCCUGGAUCCACCCAGCAGGACUGCAAGUACUACAUCCGGACUCCUAACCUGAAGCUGCCGAUCAGCGGCUGCUCCUUCGAGUGCUACAAGGAGGCCGAGCUGAAGAGCUGCUGUCCAGGCUUCUGGGGCCCCGACUGUACCGAGUGUCCCGACCGGGCCGACAGACCCUGCAGCGACAGAGGAGUGUGUUCCGACGGCAUGGGAGGAAACGGGACCUGCAGCUGUCAGGUGGGUUUUGCAGGAACUGCGUGUGAGGACUGUUCUCCUGGUCGGUACGGCUCCUCCUGCUCCUCAGAGUGUCUCUGUGUCCACGGUGUGUGUGCCUCGGGUCUGAACGGGGACGGGAGAUGCACCUGUUUCUCCGGAUACAGCGGGGACAACUGUGACCGAGAGUUACCUGAGUGUGCGUCUCUCCGUUGUCCCGUGGACUCUCGCUGUAUGGAAGAAGCUCUGACGGGACAGCUGGUGUGUCAGUGUCGCCCUGGAUACCAGAAAUCUGGAGAUCAGUGUUUGUCCAUUAACCCGUGUCUCCGGCGGGUCUGCCACGUCCAGGCGUCCUGCAUCCACACCGGGCCCAACCAGCACCUGUGUGCCUGUAACCGUGGUUACAGCGGCGACGGACGGGUGUGCGUGGCGAUCGACCCGUGUCAGCGCCGCCACGGAGGCUGCAGCGCCGAGUCCACGCGCUGCGUCUACGAUGGCCCGGGCACGUCUCACUGCGAGUGUCUCCCUGGUUUCGAGCGUCUGUUGGACAUGUCCUGCAGCCUGAGGGACGCCUGUAGACCAGACUCCUGCCACCGGGACUCUAAAUGUACCACGGUCGGCCCGGACCAAGUCCAGUGCACCUGUCUCCAGGGUUACCUUGGAAACGGUAAAGUGUGUUACGGCAACAUCGUCCAGCGUCUCAACGAGCUGAACACGGAGCCGGGAGGACAGUGGAGCGGCCAGCUGAGCAGCGCCAUCACUCUGCUCGGUCCUCUCGUCUGGCAGCUCCAGAAUUUGGGACCUUUCACUCUGUUUGUCCCGAUCAACAAAGGCUUCAAAGGAACUUCACUGAAGACGCUGACUGUUGAUUCGUCUAAAGCUAAGUACCUGUGUAAGAUGCACCUGGUUGCCGGGGUGAUGCCGUUUGACACUCUGAAGAAAACGGACGUCUUCUACACCCUGACGGGAAAAUCAGCCGAGACGGACACAUCAGAGGGGACUAAGAUCCGUCUCCAUGGCAGCAGGAAGAAGGGCGUGAUCCUACAGCCUGACCUGUUGGCGUCUAACGGGAUGAUCCACGUCAUCAACAAGCUGAUGGACAGCGUGGCGCCCACCGUGGACAGCAACUUGGAGGAGAAUCUGAUGAAGAUCAUUUCUGACUACGGGAAAUUUGACAUGUUCAAGUCGUUGCUGGAGAAAGCUGAUCUGGUCUCGGUUCUGGACAGUCCCGGGCCCAUCACUGUCUUCGCUCCGAGCAGCUCGGCCUUCAACGCCAUGCCCGACGGUCAUCUGACGCACCUGAGCAGCGCCGAGGGUCUCCACAAACUGGUGGAGCUGCUGAGGAACCACAUCGUCCCGUCCACCGCCCUGGAGGUGUUUAAUGCCGUGUCCGGUCCCAGACUUGUGACGAUGGCCAAUCAGGUUCUGACCAUCAACGUGACGGAGAACGGUCAGAUUUUGGUGAACGGUGCCGCGGUGCUGGAGGCAGCGGUGGAAGCUAAGAACGGGCGCCUGUACGUGGUGGACUGGGUCCUGACUCCGCCCUCCAUCCUGCCGGUGCUCCCACACCGCUGUGAUGUCACCGAGAACAAGAUCAUCAAGGGUGAAUGUGUCGGCUGCUCCAAAAUCAAACUGUCUCAGUGCUCAACGGGAGUUUAUACGGGCUCAUCUACGUUCGGAUGUGUCUACGUUAUGUCCAUCGGCAGAUCAGCUCUUCGGAUCCCGGCGACGGGCUGCUCGCCGCUCUGCAACGCCACCGUCACGACUCCAGCAUGCUGUAAAGGUUUCUACGGUCCAGACUGUAGUCCCUGUCCCGGCGGGUACCAGACUCCGUGCUCUGGACACGGUCAGUGUCAGGAGGGCAUCGGGAGGAACGGGUCCUGUUUCUGUGACCAGAACUUCAGCGGGUCCAGAUGCCAGUACUGCUCGUCCUCCAGCAGACACGGACCAGGCUGUCUCUCACGACGCUGUCCCUGCGUCCACGGCCUGUGUGACAACCGUCCGGACUCGGACGGCCGCUGUAAGCCGGACUCGUGUCUGCCGGGUUUCACCGGACGGUUCUGCGACCGCCGGACGGCGCCGUGCGGUGUUCAGCCUCAGUUCUGUCACUCUUACGCCGACUGCGACUUCAGCCAGCUGGGGACAGCCAGGUGUGUAUGUAAACCUGGUUACCAAGGCGACGGUAUCACCUGUGUGGAGUCCGACCCCUGCGCUCCGCCACUCCGGGGCGGCUGCAGCCUGAACGCUAAAUGUAUAAAAACAGGACCAGGAAGUCACAGCUGCCAGUGUCUGAGCGGAUGGCAAGAGGACGGAGACAAGUGUCAACCAAUCAACAACUGCAAUGGUCCGGAAAGAGGAGGUUGCCAUGCCAACGCCACCUGCAUCUACAUUGGACCCGGACAGAGCGACUGCACGUGUAAAUCAGGCUACUAUGGAAACGGACAAGACUGUGAAGCUGUGAAUCAGUGCGUGAAUGAAAACGGAGGCUGCCAUUCCCAGGCCAGCUGCCGCCUGCUGUCCUCUCGGUGGAUGUGUGUUUGUGACGGCGGCUACGUUGGAGACGGACGGACCUGCUACGGGACCGUGGAGCAGGUGCUGAUGACCCUGCCGGACGCCUCUGAGUUCUUCGACUGGACAACCAAAUCUGGCCUGUCCUGGACUCUGUCGGACCAGAACGUCACCCUGCUGGCUCCGUCUUCAACUGCCGUCGCAAUGAUGUCCUCAGAGGACAGAAGCUUCUGGACCUCGGCGGGGAACCUGCCAAGUCUCGUCAGGAACCACAUCAUCCCUGGGAUCUUCUCAUUAUCCACUCUGAGCAGCACUUCCUCUGUGACGUGCCUCCUCAAGACAACACUUCCUGUUUCAACAACCAAUCAGCUGACAGCUGUCGGAGGAGCGACCAUCACCGCGUCUAACGUAGCGGCCACCAACGGACUGAUCCACGUCAUCGAUAAGGUUCUGGUUCCUGACAGGAAGAUGAGUGAAGGUCUGCUGGCGACUCUCUCUCAGAGACCGGAGUUCUCUCUGUUCAGAUCGUAUCUCAUGGAUUAUAACCUGACGGCCGAGAUCGAACGGGCCGAAGAGUUCACCGUGUUUGCUCCGACGGACGCCGCCGUCACCGAUUACCUCAACAAGAUGGCCGCCACCGCCCUGGAUGUGAACACGACGCGGUACCACGUGGUGGCGUCGGAGCGCCUGCUGAAGACCGACCUGCAGCCGGGAGGAUACAAACAGACGCUGCUCGGCUUCUCCUUCCAGCUCGCCAUCUUCCUCCGGGACGGAAAGCUGUUCGUGAACGGCGCUCAGAUAAACUCGUCCAACAUCCUGAGCGGUAAAGGAGUGAUCCACGGCCUGUCAGCUGUUCUACCGAUCAACAGGAACCGCUGCGAUGAUCUCCGCUACACCAAAGUCAUGGGACCUUGUCUGGACUGCAUCUUCCCUCAGGGAAGAGUCUGCCUGAAUGAAAACAUCCCAGACAAAUCGGUGAAGAAGAGGAAAUGUGUGUACUCUCGGAUGUUUGAGGAAGAGCAUCUGCUGUCUAUCGGCUGCCGAGCCACCUGCCUGAAGAAAAACACCGUGCGGAGGUGCUGUGGAGGGUUUUUCGGGGAGCACUGUGAGCCGUGUCCCGGGCCGGAGGGGGCACCCUGCUUCGGUAACGGGGCGUGUUCGGACGGCACCAACGGGACCGGAGUCUGUCACUGUCACAGAGGCUUCAACGGGACGGCGUGUGAAACGUGCGAGAGCGGGAAAUACGGAGUCCACUGUGAUCAGGAGUGCGGCUGUAAGAACGGCCGCUGUAACGGCGGGCUGAACGGAGACGGGACGUGUGAGUGUGACGUCGGCUGGAAAGGAGUCUUCUGUGACGAGAAGAUUGAAUCCACAGCGGAUGAACUGUGUGGCUCUGUGAAAUGUCACACCAGCGCAAAUUGUGUGAUCCGCCCGUCCGGCCCUCAGUGUCUCUGUGCUGCCGGUUUCCAGGGAAAUGGGUCUUUCUGUCAAGCGAAAGACGCGUGUUUGGUGGAUAACGGCGGCUGCAGCCUGUACGCCGUCUGUAAGAGGACUCGGCCCGGCCGCAGAGACUGCAGCUGUAACAGCGGUUACCAUGGAGACGGACUCGUUUGUGUCGAAAUCAACCCGUGUCUGGAAGGAAAUGGUGGUUGCCACGCCAACGCAGAAUGUGUUCACGUCGGACCAAACAAAACUUCCUGUUCCUGCAGCGACGGUUACUCAGGCGACGGACAGAUCUGUAAGCCAAUCGACUUGUGUCGGAAGAAAAACGGCGGCUGCCACCAGUUUUCCUCCUGCAACAUGACGGGUCCGGGUGUUCGCAGCUGCAGGUGUCACGCAUACUUCAUCGGGGACGGAGUGACCUGCAAAGGCCACGUAGCGAGGGAGAUCGUGGUCAGGAAGCUAAAUUACUUUUACCUCGGUGCGAUGUUGGUCGAAAUUCCUCUGAAAGGCCACGGCCCGUUCACCGUCUUCCCCCCCAGCGGGGACGCCUUUGCAGCCUACAGAAACGGCGAAAGAAAGAUCAAACUUCUGACAUCGGGCAAAGAUAAAGAAGCGCUCGGCGCCUUUAUACGCAGCCACAUCGUGAUGUGUCACACGCUGUUGGCCGCCGACCUGAGUCGACCCCGAAACAUGACGUCCCUGUCCGGACUCGUCCUGACCAGCCGGGCCGUCCAGGGCAGCAUCUUCAUCAACGAGGCUAACGUGACGUACAGCGACAGCGUCAGCGUCAACGGGAUCUUUCACGAGAUCGACAAGAUUCUGUUUCCUCCCACGUGGGAACGGAAACUCAGCCGGGCCGCUCAGCUGAACCUGUCUGAUGUGGCUCAGCGUCACGGUUAUAAAACCUUCUACAACCUGCUCGAGGACUCCGGCGUGACGGACCUGUUGAAAGACGACAUAUACCAGCCGCUCACGGCCUUCCUGCCGUCGGACGGCGCCAUGGCGUCUCUGCCGUCGGAGCAGAGGGACUUCCUGUUUCACCGAGACAACCGAGCACAGCUGGCCGAGUACCUGAAGUACCACAUCCUAACGGGGCAGAAGGUUUACGCUGAAGGUCUGGUCCAUCUGGACUCGGCUCGGACUCUUCAGGGCUCGCCGCUUUCCUUCACCUGCGGAGGGACGGACGCCAUCGGAGAGAUCUUCGUUAACGAUGGAAAGUGCCGGAUCGUUCAGAGACACCUCGUGUUUACCGGCGGCAUCGCCUACGGGAUUGACUGCCUGCUGACGCCACCGAGUCUCGGGGGCCGCUGCGACGAACACAAGACCUUCGACAUCACGAUGAGCUGUGGGCAAUGCUCCUCUUCAGUUUCUCGCUGCCCAAAAGGAUCCAAACUAAAGGAGACCCAGAAGUGCGAUCUUCCCAUAUUCUCCGUCACUAAGAACUCUGGCUGUCGCAGCAUCUGCACCUUGCCCUUCUGGCAACCAAAGUGUUGUCAUGGUUACUACGGACGGGACUGUCUGGUGUGUCCCGGUGGUGUCGGCUCUCUCUGCAGUAACCACGGUAACUGUGACGACGGUCACCUGGGUAACGGCACCUGCACCUGUGACACGGGGUUCGGGGGCGUGGCCUGCGAGCUGUGCAGCGACGGAUUCUACGGAGCGAGCUGUAAACCCUGUAACUGCUCUGAACAUGGCUCGUGUGAUGCCGGGCGUAAAGGUUCGGGCUCGUGUUUCUGUGACGCGGGCUGGACCGGAGAGAGCUGCCAUACGCCGCAGGUGCUGGACGUGUGCGGGACGUGGAACGGCGGCUGCGCUAAAGGAGCCAGUUGUUCUCAGAGAGGCGAGACGGUGACCUGUUCGUGUCCUAAAGGCCACGCUGGAGACGGCUUUUCCUGCCAGCCCAUAGACCCCUGCGUCGCCGGGGACAACGGCGGCUGCCACGAGCACGCCACGUGCACCAUGACGGCUCCGGGGAAGAAGAAGUGCACCUGUAAGGACAACUACGUGGGAGACGGAGUCACCUGUGACGCCAAACAGCUGCCGAUCAGCCGCUGUCUCCAGGACAACGGACGAUGUCAUCAAGACGCCCAGUGCACCGACCUCCACUUGAAGGUACCGGAUCUCGGUGUGUUUCACGUGCGUUCAGGUGAUGGUCAGUACAAACUGAACUUCUCUGCGGCUCAGCAGGCGUGCGCUGCAGAGGGAGGCCGCCUUGCUACGUACAACGAGCUCUCCUACGCUCAGCAGGGCGGGCUGAACAUGUGUUCUGCCGGCUGGUUGGACGGAGCCCGCGUGGGGUACCCCACCACCUUCUCCAACCCAAACUGCGGCUUCGGACACGUCGGCAUCGUAGACUACGGCGUCCGCAAAGAGGGCGAUAGCUUCGACGCCUUCUGCUUCAGGAUGAAGGAGGUGACAUGCGAGUGUCGGCCCGGUUUCGUUGGAGACGGAUUCAGCUGCACGGGAAACCUGCUCCAGGUCCUCCAAUCCACACCCAGAUUCUCCAACUUCCUCACACAAAUCCUGAACUGUUCUGCCGAGUCGGAGUCCGGCCGGCAGUUCGUGCAGCGUCUCGGUAACCUGACGGUCCAGAAGACGCUGUUUGUUCCCGAAAACAGCGGCCUGCCCGGCAACCAGACCCUGUCCCAGCGGGACGUGGACCUCCACCUGUCGGAGGGCCGGGCGCUGCCUCUCGGCGAGCUGAGGAAGGACUCGGAUCAGAACUCGAGUCGGCAGUCUGAGCGUGCUCGAGUCUCGGACCUGCUGGACCCCUCGGCUCUGGUCAGACCCAGCCCGACAGCUGCUUAG